Molecule: messenger RNA, 693 nt
Organism: Coccomyxa subellipsoidea C-169
Lineage: Eukaryota; Viridiplantae; Chlorophyta; Trebouxiophyceae; Coccomyxaceae
Product: DUF1264-domain-containing protein
Exons: 5
Coding region: 1-693 (230 amino acids)
Source: RefSeq, a predicted model, not a curated record
AUGGCCAGCAAGGACAAUGAUGUGCCAGGAGAGACGCCGUCUCUCACCUCCAAGGUGCUCAAUCUGGGCAUGGCCGUCACUGAGAAGUUUGCCCCCCUCAAGAAGGUCUGCCAGCAUGUCUGCGCCUUCCACUUCUACGCCCAUGACAUGUCGCGCCAGGUGGAGGCGCACCACUACUGCUCGCAUCUGAGCGAGGAAGUGCGCCAGUGUGUCAUCUAUGACAGCGAUGCUGCAAAUGCGCGACUGAUCGGAGUCGAGUACAUAAUCUCCCGCCGCCUGUUUGACUCGCUGCCAGAGGACGAGAAGAAGUACUGGCACAGCCACACCUACGAGGUGAUGUCUGGGCAGCUGUAUGCGCCGAGGGUGCCUGUGGUGGCGGAGAACGAGGAGAUGAAGAAGCUGGUCGACACCUACGGCAAAACCUGGCACAUGUGGCAGGUCGACCGGGGGGACCCGCUGCCUCUGGGGCCGCCCCAGCUGAUGAUGGCGUUCACGGCAGACAACCAGCUGAGGGAGGAUUUAGUGGCGGACAGGGAUGCCCGUUACGGCAAGAACACAGCAGAGUUACGGGAAAUACGGCAGCAGAAGCUUACGGUGCCCUCGGACGCCCCCUCGUCGGCCGCCAACCACUGGCAGACGAGCGAGGGCAAGGCCUGGCAGACGGACAUGCAGCAGACGGACUUCAAGCGAUGA